AUGAGCAAUAGUAGCUGCAGCUCAAACCAACUGUUCCUACAGCCGCUCUGGGACCUCUCGAGGACUUUCGUCCAGUCGGCCUUUUUCCCCGUCAUUUUCGCGAUCACCACUUACGUGGGCUUCUGUCUGCCUUUCGUGGUGCUGGACGCGCUGUACCCCUGGGUGCCGGCGCUGCGACGCUACAAGAUCCAUCCGGAUUUCUCGCCUUCGGCUGGGCAGCUGCUGCCCUGCCUGAAGCUGACUUUCUACCAGCACGUGAUGUUCGUGUUCCCGGUGACACUGCUGCACAGGGUCUGCAGUCCCGACAACCUGCCGUUGGACGCUCCUGGACUGCCGGAGUUGGUGUGUCAUGUCGUGAUUUGUCUGCUGCUCUUUGAUGCUGAGUUCUUCGCGUGGCAUUUGCUGCACCAUAAAGUGCCCUGGCUGUACCGGACCUUCCACAAAGUGCACCACCAGAACUCGCUCUCCUUUGCUUUGGCCACGCAAUACUUGAGUGCCUGGGAGCUGUUUUCCUUGGGUUUCUUUGAUAUGGUGAACGUGACGCUGCUCGGAUGUCAUCCGCUCACCGUACUGGUGUUCCAUGUGGUCAACAUCUGGCUGUCGGUGGAGGACCAUUCAGGUUAUGACUUCCCUUGGUCCACGCACAGACUGGUACCUUUCGGGUGGUAUGGGGGCGUGGUGCACCACGACCUCCAUCACUCUCACUUCACCUGCAACUUCUCACCGUACUUCACACAUUGGGACAAAUUAUUGGGAACCCUGCGGUAG
This is a messenger RNA of Chrysochloris asiatica (Cape golden mole), 768 nucleotides long. RefSeq names its product cholesterol 25-hydroxylase (gene CH25H). Gene Ontology annotation, molecular function: C-4 methylsterol oxidase activity; steroid hydroxylase activity; iron ion binding. Gene Ontology annotation, biological process: sterol biosynthetic process; cholesterol metabolic process. The coding region runs from base 1 to 768 and encodes 255 amino acids. Lineage: Eukaryota; Metazoa; Chordata; Mammalia; Afrosoricida; Chrysochloridae. The record is from RefSeq and is a predicted model, not a curated record. The transcript has a single exon.